This is a messenger RNA of Symbiodinium sp. CCMP2456, 1281 nucleotides long. The record is from the annotation of a GenBank genome assembly. Lineage: Eukaryota; Dinophyceae; Suessiales; Symbiodiniaceae.
AUGUCCUCGAUCAAGAUGUCUUUGGAGGAGACGAGGACCGAGCAGACUCAGCUUCAGACAGCUCUGGGUCUUCUGGAAGCGGAGUGCCGAAGGACGGCGGCGGCUUCUCCCACCGCCAACCAGGACACGGGAAUCCAGCAAGUCUCGGAUUCGGCCCUUCGAUUGCGUGUGGAGGCUUUGGAGGCACAGGCAGACAGCCAGGUGCCACGGUCGCUGCAGCUCGAAUCACAGGUCAAGGAGCUACGCGCCACGAUGGUGCCAGUGGGCAAUCGCGUGCAGGCCUUGGAGGCAGAGCUGCGCAAGUGGGAUUGGGACACCACCACAGCACGCCUGAAUGCUGCGGAGGCCGAGAUCACUCGACUUGGGCGUGACAACGGCAUCGCAGAAGGUCUGCGGUCAGAUGUCGAGGUCUUGAAGCGCAAGCUCGCCCGCGAACCGACGGCGGCAGAGCGCCUGCCACGGUUGGUAGGCCGAAGUCUCAUUCCAGAGGACCUUCGAAACCGAGUCGGACUUCUAGUCAAGAACGUCCACGACACCGUGACCCAGCCCCUGGCUGGUGAUAUUGAGGGCACUGUGGCCUCCGACAGCACGGUUUCUGCACCGUCUGCCGAAGCGAGGUCAGCGGAGGCCGACAUGGAGCAACAGAUCGCCCAGCUCCUGCAGCUCCAUGGCGGCGACGAAGACAUCACCAAGAACACACAGCUUAUCGCCGCCAUCCAGGCCCUGAGGGAAAAGAACUCAGAGCUCCGCGAGAAGAAUGCUGAACUCCUGGCACAGGAGGGUUUCGUGCCAGACGGCGCACAGCUGCCCCGUCAAACCUGGCAGCCGGGUGAAACCCUGAAGACCUACAGAUCGGGGACAGUGGAUCCAGUGGCGGUGGUCCAAGGAGGCACUCUUCAGCUUCCUCCCCAUCGAGAAGCACUUGCCGGUUCUGUGCUGGCGGCGCCUGGUGGCGGCGCAGGCCAGUACGUGGCAUCCGGCACGGUGCCAGGUGCAGGCGUGGCCGUUCACGGGUCCAUGAUGCUACCGCGAGGACCGGCCGCCAUUCCGCUCUUUCCUGGAGGUCCGCGCACGAACUCACCACGGAGGGAUCGGUCGAAGGAGUCCACAGGGGGCGUGGUGCGGUCCCUGACGCCCUUGGCACGUUUCAAAGAGCAAGGACAGCACCUGCGGGGCUCGUCGCCUGAACGCCGUCCGGAUGUUGGCAGAUCUACAGUGGUCGUGGCUGGUGUGCCGCCAGGCAUGGUGCCGGUGGCUGGCUGGAUUCCCAAGCAAAGUUGA